Molecule: messenger RNA, 231 nt
Organism: Monoraphidium neglectum
Lineage: Eukaryota; Viridiplantae; Chlorophyta; Chlorophyceae; Sphaeropleales; Selenastraceae
Product: Omega-6 fatty acid desaturase
Exons: 4
Coding region: 1-231 (76 amino acids)
Source: RefSeq, a predicted model, not a curated record
AUGGCUUGUCCUGCUGCCGUCCUCGGUGCAAUGUACAACCUGCGCAAGGCCAACGAGAGCCUCAAGGCCAACUGGGGGCAGUACAUGACCCGCUGCACCUUCAACUGGCGCAUGAUGAAGACCAUCUUCACCGAGCUGCACGUGUACGACGAGAAGAAGAACUACAAGCCAUUUGACGCUGAGAAGGAGGAGCCCCUGUUUGCCCUGCAGCGCAAGGUGCUGCCCAGCUAG